AUGGAAAAAAAGGAAAUAAUCACCAAAGUGACACGACCAACAGACUGGGUAAAUUCAAUUGUGAUCAAGGAAAAACCCAAUGGUACCCUACGGAUAUGCCUCGACCCAAGGGACUUGAACAAGGCAUUAAAAAGGAAGUACCAUCCAAUUCCAACCCUUGAAGAAAUCACACCAUCAUUGGCUGGAUCCAAAAUAUUCAGCAAGCUGGAUGCCAGUAAUGGGUACUGGAAUAUAAAAAUAGACAAAGAGUCAUCCAAGCUCACUACCUUCAACACACCAUUUGGCAGAUAUCGGUUCAACCGACUCCCAUUUGGAUUGAAGAGGGAGUUAAGCCAGACCCCGCUAAAGUCGAAGCCAUCAGAGAUAUUAAAGAUCCUAGACAAGAAGGAAAUCAGGAGCUUCCUGGGACUCAUCCACUACAUGGGAGCCUUCAUACCCAAGCUGGCCGAUCACACUGCAAAUCUCCGAGAACUAAACAAAGAUGACGUAGAGUUUGAUUGGUGUGCUUCACACACACAGGAUUUCAAAGCAAUCAAAAAGCUCAUCAGUAAAGAGACAACUCUGCAAUACUAUGACAGACGCAAACCAGUAACACUCCAAGUCGAUGCUUCUAUGAGAGGAGUUGGUGCAGCACUGAUACAGGAAGGCAAACCCAUUGCAUAUGCCUCGAAAGCUCUCUCACCCACAGAGACAAGGUACGCAAAUAUUGAAAUGAACUCCUGGCAGUAG
This is a messenger RNA of Octopus sinensis (East Asian common octopus), 729 nucleotides long. RefSeq lists its product as uncharacterized. Bases 1 to 729 code for a protein of 242 amino acids. The record is from RefSeq and is a predicted model, not a curated record. The transcript is spliced from 2 exons. Lineage: Eukaryota; Metazoa; Mollusca; Cephalopoda; Octopoda; Octopodidae.